AUGACCAGUGCAUCGGGCCUUGGAAAAGCUUGUGUUGAGGAAAUAUGCAAAGCUGCUGGUAAUGUAGCCAUAUUGGACCUCAAUGAGGAGAAUGGCAAGGAAAUGGCCAAAGAGUUCCCAGCAUCGGCUAAAUUCUUUGUUUGCGAUGUGCUAAACACGGAGAGCAUUGCGAGCGCCGUCAAGGGGGCUGUUGAUUGGAGCAAACAGACAAGCAAGCCACUUCGAGGCGUUGUCUCCGCGGCCGGAGUGGCAAACCCUGCUACCAUACUUGAUCGUGACGGAAAGGCCUUCAGCCUUGACGCCUUUGACUUCGUCGUGAAUAUCAAUCUGCGCGGCACCAUCGACCUUAUCCGCCAGGCCCUCACGCACAUUGCCCAGGUUGAACCCACUGGUCCAGACUCGGAGCGCGGUGUUAUCGUCAUGGUAGCAUCGGCAGCUGCCUUUGAUGGGCAGAAAGGACAGGUGUCGUACUCUGCCAGCAAGGGUGCCGUGAUGGCCAUGACACUGCCGAUGGCGCGGGAUCUUGCCCGCUAUGGCAUUCGAGUUGUGACAGUCGCGCCGAGUCUCUUUGACAGUCGGAUGACUAGCAUGAUGCCGGAUAAAGUGAGAAAGAGCUUGGAAGACGCAAUGGAAUUUCCAAAACGGGCAGGUCAUCCGAGUGAAUUUGCGCAGUUAGUACGGCAGGGGAUUGAGAAUAUCAUGCUGAACGGAACUACCAUCCGACUGGAUGGUGCAAUGAGGAUGCCGAGCAAGAUGUAA
Molecule: messenger RNA, 759 nt
Organism: Aspergillus campestris IBT 28561
Lineage: Eukaryota; Fungi; Ascomycota; Eurotiomycetes; Eurotiales; Aspergillaceae
Product: NAD(P)-binding protein
Exons: 2
Coding region: 1-759 (252 amino acids)
Molecular function (GO): oxidoreductase activity
Source: RefSeq, a predicted model, not a curated record